Molecule: messenger RNA, 4541 nt
Organism: Grammomys surdaster
Lineage: Eukaryota; Metazoa; Chordata; Mammalia; Rodentia; Muridae
Gene: Usp25
Product: ubiquitin specific peptidase 25
Exons: 24
Coding region: 170-3334 (1054 amino acids)
Biological process (GO): regulation of protein stability; protein deubiquitination
Cellular component (GO): cytosol; nucleus
Molecular function (GO): cysteine-type endopeptidase activity; protein binding; cysteine-type deubiquitinase activity
Source: RefSeq, a predicted model, not a curated record
CGGCCGCGGUGGCGCUCUCCGGCAGCGUCUCGCCGCUUGCCCGCGGGGCCCGCGAUCGCCCGCCGCCUUCGCCUUCGCUCCCGGCUGGCGGGGGCGCCGUCCUCCCGGGCCGUCCGCGUCGCUGCCCCGGGCCCGGUAGAGCGCGACAGGCGGGGCCGCCGCGGGGGCCAUGACCGUGGAGCAGAAUGUGCUGCAGCAGAGCGCGGCGCAGAAGCACCAGCAGACAUUUUUGAAUCAGCUGAGAGAAAUUACUGGGAUUAAUGAUGCUCAGAUACUCCAACAAGCCCUGAAGGAUAGUAAUGGAAACUUGGAAUUAGCAGUAGCCUUCCUCACUGCAAAGAAUGCCAAGACGCCCCCACAGGAGGAGACUGGCUAUUACCAGACAGCACUUCCAGGCAACGACAGGUACAUCAGUGUCGGGAGCCAAGCAGACGCAAAUGUAAUUGAUCUCACUGGAGAUGACAAAGAUGAUCUUCAGAGAGCAAUUGCUUUGAGUUUGGCGGAAUCAAACAGGGCAUUCAGGGAGACUGGCAUAACUGAUGAAGAGCAAGCCAUCAGUAGAGUUCUUGAAGCCAGCAUAGCAGAAAAUAAAGCCUGUAUGAAGAGAACACCUAUAGAGGUUUGGAGGGAUUCUCGAAACCCUUAUGACAGAAAAAGACAAGAUAAAGCUCCAGUCGGUCUGAAGAACGUCGGCAACACCUGCUGGUUUAGUGCAGUUAUUCAGUCAUUAUUCAAUCUUUUGGAAUUUAGAAGAUUAGUUCUGAAUUACAAGCCUCCAUCAAAUGCUCAAGAUUUACCCCGAAACCAAAAGGAACAUCGAAAUUUGCCCUUUAUGCGGGAAUUGAGGUAUCUGUUUGCACUUCUUGUUGGUACCAAGCGGAAAUAUGUUGAUCCAUCUAGAGCAGUUGAGAUUCUGAAGGAUGCCUUCAAAUCAAAUGACUCACAGCAGCAAGAUGUGAGUGAGUUUACACACAAGUUAUUGGAUUGGUUGGAAGAUGCCUUCCAAAUGAAAGCUGAAGAGGAAACGGAUGAAGAGAAGCCAAAGAACCCUAUGGUAGAGUUGUUCUACGGAAGAUUCCUAGCCAUGGGAGUGCUUGAAGGAAAAAAAUUUGAAAACACUGAAAUGUUUGGUCAGUAUCCACUUCAGGUCAAUGGAUUCAAAGACCUGCAUGAGUGUCUGGAGGCUGCGAUGAUUGAAGGGGAGAUCGAAUCCUUACACUCGGAUAAUUCAGGAAAAUCAGGCCAGGAGCAUUGGUUCACUGAAUUGCCACCUGUAUUAACAUUUGAGCUCUCAAGAUUUGAAUUUAAUCAGGCAUUGGGAAGACCAGAAAAAAUUCACAAUAAACUAGAAUUUCCCCAAGUUUUAUAUCUGGACAGGUAUAUGCACAGAAACAGAGAAAUAACAAGAAUUAAACGUGAAGAGAUCAAGAGACUUAAAGAUUACCUCACAGUGUUACAACAGAGAUUAGAGAGAUAUUUAAGCUAUGGUUCCGGUCCCAAGAGAUUCCCAUUGGUAGAUGUUCUACAGUAUGCAUUGGAGUUUGCCUCCAGUAAACCUGUUUGCACCUCUCCUGUUGAUGAUAUAGAUGCUAGUUCCUCAACGAGUGGCUCCAUACCCUCACAGUCAUUACCAAGCACAACAGAACAGCAGGGAGCCCCUGCUUCAGACCUGCCCAGCUCAUCACCUGCAUCAGGUGCUGCUCUGUCUUUGAGGUCAGUGAUCCACAAGCCCUUCACUCAGUCUCGGAUACCUCCAGAUUUGCCCAUGCAUCCGGCACCGAGGCACAUCACAGAGGAGGAACUGUCUGUGCUGGAGAGCUGUUUACAUCGCUGGAGGACAGAAAUAGAAAAUGACACACGAGAUCUGCAGGAAAGCAUAUCCAGAAUCCAUCGAACAGUUGAACUUAUGUACUCUGACAAAUCCAUGAUCCAAGUCCCUUACCGCCUCCAUGCUGUCUUAGUUCAUGAAGGCCAGGCUAAUGCCGGCCACUACUGGGCAUACAUCUUUGACCAUCAUGAGAGCCGGUGGAUGAAGUACAAUGAUAUUGCUGUGACCAAGUCAUCAUGGGAAGAACUAGUGAGGGACUCUUUUGGUGGUUAUAGAAAUGCCAGUGCAUACUGCUUAAUGUACAUAAAUGACAAGGCACAAUUCUUAAUACAAGAGGAGUUUAAUAAAGAGACUGGUCAGGCCCUUGUUGGAAUGGAAACGUUGCCUCCAGACUUGAGAGAUUUUGUUGAGGAGGACAACCAGCGCUUUGAGAAGGAGCUGGCAGACUGGGACACACAGCUCGCCCAGCGAGCACUGCAAGAAAAGCUCCUAGCUGCUCAGAAACUGAGGGAAGCGGAGUCCUCUGCGACCACAGCACAAGCAGGCGGACCAGACUAUCUAGAGCAGCCAUCAAGAAGUGACUUGUCAAAGCAGUGGAAAGAAGAAACUCUCCGAGUGAUUGCCAAGGCAUCACAUGAUCAUGAAGAUAAAGGGCCAGAGACAGUUUUGCAGUCGGCAAUUAAAUUAGAGUAUUCAAGGCUGGUUAAGUUGGCCCAAGAAGAUACUCCACCAGAAACAGAUUAUCGUUUACAUCAUGUCCUGGUCUACUUUAUCCAGAACCAGGCGCCAAAGAAAAUCAUUGAGAAAACAUUACUCGAACAAUUUGGAGAUAGAAAUUUGAGUUUUGAUGAAAGGUGUCACAACAUAAUGAAAGUUGCCCAAGCCAAAUUGGAAAUGAUCAAACCCGAAGAAGUGAACUUGGAGGAAUAUGAGGAGUGGCAUGCAGAUUAUAAGAAAUUCAGAGAAACAACUAUGUAUCUCAUAAUUGGACUAGAAAACUUUCAGAGAGAUAGUUAUAUAGACUCCUUGCUGUUCCUUAUCUGUGCUUACCAGAAUAACAAAGAGCUCUUGUCCAAGGGUCCAUACAGAGGGCAUGAUGGGGAGCUGAUAUCACAUUACAGAAGAGAGUGUUUACUGAAAUUAAAUGAGCAAGCGGCAGAGCUGUUCGAGUCUGGAGAGGACCGAGAAGUGAGCAAUGGCUUAAUUAUUAUGAAUGAGUUUAUCGUUCCCUUUCUGCCCUUGUUGCUGGUGGAUGAAAUGGAAGAGAAAGACAUCCUUGCCGUGGAGGACAUGAGGAAUCGUUGGUGUUCGUACCUGGGGCAAGAAAUGGAAUCAAACCUCCAAGAAAAGCUGACGGAUUUUCUGCCAAAACUGCUUGAUUGUUCUACAGAGAUUAAAGGUUUCCACGAGCCACCAAAGUUACCUGCCUAUUCUGCGCAUGAACUCUGUGAGCGAUUCGCCCGAAUCAUGUUGUCCCUCAGUCGUACACCUGCUGAUGGAAGAUAAACUGCCCGGAUUUCCCGCGGUCACCAUAGAAACUCUGUUCUCUCACCCCGGUUUCCUGCCGCGGGGAUUGCUUGCUGCUGCUAGAGUUUUUAACUUUUUAUUUUAAUAACUGCAAAAGACAAAACGACUAUGCCGACCUUAGCCAAGACUGCAAACAAUAAACCCGAGAAUCGCAUGGCAUUCACCUUCUUUUAUCCGAAAUCGAUGUAUAAUUACAAAUGAAUUGAUUUCUUGUGGCAAAACUAUACUUUUGCUGCCUUCUAUUGCAGUAUUUCCUCUCAGUUUUCUUUACGAACAGCUUUCCAUUUAGUCUGGAACUUCCACGACUAAGCCAUUAAGUGUUCAGCACUGUGUAUGAUACAUAAUAUUUGGUAGCUUGUAAGUGAAAUCAAAGAAUAAAGUUUUAUUUAUGGCUACCUAUGUGUUUGUAAGCAGGUAUAUUGUAUAAUGGUGUGUAUUUUAGUUAUAUACAUGAGUUUAGUCAUGGGGUUGGCACUGGGUGAUGCAUACAAUAAUAGCCCUUUUGUGUUAGUAUAAUAAUGGAACCAUAUUGGAAAUGUACUAAGUAUUUAGCACUUCAGUGUGUCUAUAUCAACUAAGUUCUUGGACCUAAACAUAUGUUUAGUCAGAUUUCACUAAAGUGAGUGACUGGGUUUUAAGUCAAGCUGCAGUGAAACUUUUAACCUUUACUUAGAUUAAACGUUUGUUCUUUUAUGUAUGUGUAAAUAAUACAAGGUGAUUAUUUCAAGAGAAACCUGAAAAAGUACUUGAAUAAGGGCUAUUGUGAAAUUUAAAAAGAAAAACAAAUGUGCACAUAUACACACAUACAUGCACAUACAUGUAUUCUUCAUAAUGGAGGGCAAUGUUUUUCAUUAUAUAAUUAUUCUAUUUUUGUAAAUUAUAUACUACUUUAAUUGAGAAAUGUCCUCUACUAAUCAAUGCUGUGAAAUGAAAUUGAUACUGUUCAACUAGGGAUUAUAAGAAUCUUAACUUUUUAUUUGCCUCCUUUUUUUUUUCCAAAAAAAGGUAAAAGACAUAGACUAUUUUAUGAAUGGAACUACUGUUUUAAGAUCAAUGAAGUGAUGUUGCGAAUGAAAAUCUAGAUUCAUGCUUUGAAGGUAAUCAUGUUACCACCAAUCUAUUUUUGAAUUUAUAAAAAUUCUUUAUAACUGAUACUUUGUUAGCAUAGUAAAAUAUAUCCUUAUGC